AAGUACCUAACAGCACUCAGUCUGACAGAAGUGACGUGUAUUAAAUCUGUAUUCGUCGGCACCCAAUAAUUUUGUGUUAAAAUCGAAGAAAAAGCUCAACAUGAGCUCUUUUAAGCGUGACAAAAAGGAAGAGGAGGAUACGGGUGGAAAUCCCUACCAGAACCUCGACAAAACAAUCGUUUUACAAGAAGCUAGAUACUUCAAUGAGACGCCCGUAAAUCCGAGAAAAUGUUCUCAUAUUUUGUCCAAGAUCCUGUAUUUACUGAAUCAAGGGGAGAAGUUAACGACCCAAGAGGCUACGGAUGCUUUCUUCGCGACCACAAAGUUGUUCCAAUCGAAAGAUGUUAUGCUACGCAGGAUGGUGUAUUUGUGUAUUAAAGAGUUGAGUAAGCUGGCCCAGGAUGUCAUCAUUGUGACUUCAUCAUUAACGAAGGAUAUGACUGGGAAAGAGGACUUAUACCGCGCUGCAGCGAUAAGGGCGCUAUGUAGCAUUACCGACAGUACAAUGCUACAAGCAAUUGAACGAUAUAUGAAGCAAGCUAUUGUUGAUAAGAACCCAGCUGUUAGCUCUGCAGCGCUGGUUUCCGCUUUGCAUUUGUCUUCCACAGCUCCGGACUUGGUCAAGCGCUGGGCUAAUGAAGCUCAGGAAGGAAUCAACUCCGACAAUGCCAUGGUCUCAUACCAUGCUCUCGGUCUCGUCGCAGCUACGCGAAAGAAUGACAAGCUAUCAACCGUCAAACUUGUGACGCGCCUUGCAAAGUCACCGAUAAAAUCCCCAUAUGCGCUAUGCUUGCUCAUCCGCUUGGCCGCGCAACUGGUGGAGGAAGAUGACUCGGAAGCUUCUCAACCAUACAUCGAUUUCAUAGAAUGCUGUUUGCGCCAUAAAUCGGAAAUGGUUAUAUACGAAGCGGCGCAUGCGAUUGUUAACUUACGAAAAACGGCCCGGGACCUCGCGCCAGCAGUUUCCGUCCUGCAACUGUUUUGUGGAUCAUCGAAGGCAUCGCUGCGCCUGGCCGGAGCUCGAACGUUAGCAAGAUUGACAGCGAAACACCCCACUGCGGUCGCCGCGUGUGCAGUUGACUUGGAAAAUCUUAUUUCUGACCCUAACCGCUCUGUGGCUACAUUGGCGGUAACCACACUCUUAGCUACGGGUGCAGAGAGCUCGAUAGAUAGACUGAUGAAACAGAUAUCGUCGUUCGUGUCGGAAAUUUCUGAUGAAUUCAAAAUCGUUGUUGUAAAAGCUAUACGUCGUCUGUGCACGAAGUUCCCCCGUAAACAUCAGUCGCUGGCUUCAUUCUUAGCUGGUAUGCUGAGGGAUGAAGGUGGUCUGGAGUAUAAAGCCGCAAUCGCCGAUGCGAUCAUUGCUUUGGUCGAAGAGAACCCAGACGCCAAGGAAACUGGGUUGGCCCAUCUGUGCGAAUUUAUCGAGGAUUGCGAGCACACGACGCUAGCUGUACGGAUCUUGCAUUUGCUGGGGCGCGAAGGCCCAAAAUCGCGUCAACCGUCCCGCUACAUACGAUUCAUUUAUAAUAGAGUCAUUCUCGAGUCUGGACCAGUUAGAGCUGCAGCCGUUUCCGCUGUUGCACAAUUCGGAGCGCAAAGACCAGAACUCUUGCCAAACAUAAAGGUCUUACUCUCAAGAUGUGAAUUAGACGAUGAAGACGAAGUCCGCGAUAGAGCCAUUUUCUACAACGCAAUAUUGGAGACUGGAGACGCUCAAUUGAUCAACGAUUACAUUGUGAAUGUUCAAAAACCGAACCCAGUGUUGCUAGAACGCGCACUGCGUGACCAUAUCGAGACGCGACCUGAGGAAGAUUUCGACAUAAUGGCAAUACCGACAGAAGACGAGAAAGUCACAAAGGAAGACAUCGUCGAAGUGGAAGUACGUAAACCAGUACAAGUUUCGAUUGAAGAGAUCUAUUCGGAGCAACUGGCUAAGAUACCCGGCAUUGAAAGACUUGGACCACUGUUCAAAACAGUUCCACACAUCGAGUUAACGGAAGCGGAAACGGAGUAUAGAGUGCGUUUAUUGAAGCACAUUUAUGCCCGCCACGUGGUCCUUCAAUUCGAGUGUAUUAACACGCUGAGUGAUCAAAUCCUGGAGCAAGUGCAUGUCCGGUUGGAACCACCGCAGGACUAUGAGUUGAAAACCAUCAUACCCUGCCAGAAGCUCGUCUAUGACAAACCGGAUAGUGUUUUCAUAGUUUUAGAGUAUCCAUCCGCGUACUUCGACAGCCUCGGAACAUUUGGUGCUACAUUGGAGUUUGUGGUUCGCGAUUGCGAUCCAAAUACCGGCGUUCCGGACCCUGGUGAGGGCUAUGCUGACUCUUACCCAUUAGAAGAGUUCGAUAUGGGUUGUUCAGACCAGCUCCGUGCGAAAGCCGGCACAGAUGAUUGGGAACAAGCCUGGGAAAGGGCGGAGAAAGCUCCCGAAGCAACUGAUACAUUUGUUUUACCACAAAACGAUAUCAAUGAUGCUGCGAAGGCAGUUUGCGAGCAUUUGGGACUGCCGAAGAAUGCAAUCAGCGGGGAUGCCGUUAAGGAAAUUCGUGGUGGUGGUAUUUUCAGAGGUGGUGCCCCAGUUUUGGUCAGGGCCAGGAUCGCGUCUAGUAGCGCUGGAGUCACUAUGAAAUUAGUAGCCAGGUCACCUAGAGAAGAUUUGGCGCAGUUGUUAUUGGCUGCUGUUGGUUAAAUCGAGGUUAUUUACGUUUCGAAAUUAUAUCUUUAUUUUAUCGUAAUAAUGGCAAUAAGAAUAAUAAAGCGUGUAUCGUUCAUUAUAGUAUAUUCCUCCAUAUAAAAAUUACUUUGCGUCAUUUCAUAAUGUCUGUAAAAUUUUCUACUUUUGUUUGAUAUUUUGAUACCGUGGAAAAAAA
Zerene cesonia (dogface butterfly) is the source of this 2873-nucleotide messenger RNA. It is a transcript of the gene gammaCOP, whose product is annotated as coatomer subunit gamma. Gene Ontology annotation, biological process: organelle transport along microtubule; intracellular protein transport; endoplasmic reticulum to Golgi vesicle-mediated transport. Bases 101 to 2692 code for a protein of 863 amino acids. Lineage: Eukaryota; Metazoa; Arthropoda; Insecta; Lepidoptera; Pieridae. The transcript is spliced from 2 exons. Gene Ontology annotation, cellular component: COPI vesicle coat; endoplasmic reticulum-Golgi intermediate compartment; Golgi membrane. The record is from RefSeq and is a predicted model, not a curated record. Gene Ontology annotation, molecular function: structural molecule activity.